CCCUUGGAGACUAAGCAGCUAUGACAGACAGAAGAGUUUCCUACUUCUACAAUGCGGACGUGGGCAACUUCCACUACGGAGCGGGCCAUCCGAUGAAGCCGCAGCGCCUGGCGGUGACGCACAGCCUGGUGAUGAAUUAUGGCCUCCACAAGAAGAUGAAGAUAUACAGGCCUUACAAAGCCAGUGCUCAGGACAUGCUUCGGUUCCACAGCGACGAGUACAUUGCCUACCUGCAGCAGGUGACACCGCAGAACAUUCAGUGCAAUUCCGUGGCCUACACCAAGUACCUGGCACACUUCAGCGUGGGAGAAGACUGUCCCGUGUUUGAUGGGCUUUUCGACUUUUGCGCCAUGUACACUGGCGCCUCGCUAGAGGGGGCCCAGAAGUUGAACCAUAACCACAGCGAUAUCUGCAUCAACUGGUCAGGCGGCUUGCACCAUGCCAAGAAGUUCGAAGCCAGUGGAUUUUGCUACGUAAAUGACAUCGUGAUUGGCAUCUUGGAGCUGCUGAAGUACCAUCCUCGGGUCCUCUACAUCGACAUCGACGUGCAUCACGGCGACGGGGUGCAGGAGGCCUUCUACCUCACAGACCGGGUCAUGACGGCCUCAUUCCACAAAUACGGCAAUUACUUCUUCCCGGGUACGGGUGACAUGUACGAGAUUGGGGCAGAAUCAGGGCGCUACUACAGCGUGAAUGUGCCUCUCAAAGAGGGAAUCGAUGAUCAAAGCUAUUUUCAGGUGUUUAAGCCCAUUAUUUCGGCCAUCAUGGACUUUUAUCGGCCAACCGCCAUUGUUUUGCAAUGUGGAGCAGAUUCUCUAGCCGGGGAUCGGCUUGGUUGUUUCUCGCUAAGCACGCGCGGCCAUGGGGAAUGUGUAAAGUUCGUCAAGGAACUAAAUGUACCCACAUUAGUUGUUGGGGGAGGAGGAUAUACGCUCCGAAAUGUGGCCCGUUGUUGGACGCACGAAACAUCUCUGUUGGUGGACCAGGAUAUCGCCAACGAAAUUCCAGCAACCGAGUAUUACGACUUUUUCGCGCCUGACUUUACCCUCCAUCCAGAAAUCAACUCGCGGCAGGAUAAUGCCAACUCCAAGCAGUAUCUGGAGCUAAUUGUGAAGCAUGUCUACGAGAAUCUCAAGAUGUGCCAACAUUCGCCAAGCGUACAAAUGGUUCAGACACCGCCCGAUGUCGAUUUGGAAGAGCUGCGCAACAACAAGAACGAAGAAGCCGAUCCCGACGUACGCAUGUCCCAGGCGGAUGACGACAAACUGGUUGAAGCUAAGAACGAGUUCUAUGACGGGGAUCAGGACCAAGAUAAGCCAGAUUCGGCGGAGAGUUAG
This is a messenger RNA of Drosophila bipectinata, 1337 nucleotides long. It is a transcript of the gene HDAC3, whose product is annotated as histone deacetylase 3. The record is from RefSeq and is a predicted model, not a curated record. Lineage: Eukaryota; Metazoa; Arthropoda; Insecta; Diptera; Drosophilidae. Gene Ontology annotation, molecular function: histone deacetylase activity. Gene Ontology annotation, cellular component: nucleus.